AUGGAAAUGGAUCAAGAUAUGGAGCAACAGAUGGAGCAACAGAUGGAGCAGGAGAAUAUUCAGGAUGCAGAACUGGAGCCAGGGCCGAGACAAGGCCUGAAGUUGAGCAGCCAAAUGAAGAACCAUAUUGUACAGUUCCUACAACAGCAAUGCCAAGCUGGAGCACUGCCCCAUGGUUCAUUUCAAGAGGCAGCCAAUAGAUUCAAAGUGCACAGAAUUACAGUGAGCCGAUUAUGGGGGAUAGCCAAACAGCAAAUGUCAGAUGGGCAGCCUGUUAUCAUGAGGGGCAGAGCAUCAGGAUAUAAAAAGAAAACAGGUACAGUACAUUUGAUGAUGAAAAAGUUCAAACAAUUGUCUUUUCUUGAGAGAUCUUGCUAUAGAAAGCUUGCAUGUAAAAUGGGUGUUAGCAAGACAACAGUUGGUAGAUGGGCAAAGAGUCACCUGAUAAGGCCACAUACAAAUGCCAUAAAACCAGCACUCACUGAAGCAAACAAAAUCAGUAGAAUGAGAUGGUGUCUUACUCAUAUUCAGCCAGCUUUGGAUGAAGGAAAGCUUCUUUAUCAUGCUAUGCACAAUACAGUUCAUAUUGAUGAGAAAUGGUUUUACAUGACAAAAGCUUCAGACAGAUACUACCUGUUGCCGGAUGAGGAUGAGCCUUACAGGUCUUGCAAGUCAAAAAGAUUUAUCACAAAGGUGAUGUUCAUGUGUGCUGUAAGUAGGCCACAGUUUGGCACAGAUGGUCAGACCAUCUUUGAUGGUAAAAUAGGCAUAUUCCCAUUCACAGAACAAGUUCCAGCCAAAAGGAAGUCCAAGAAUAGGCCAAGAGGGACAUUAGAGACUAAACCUAUACCAUCAGUUAACAAGGAAGCAAUGAGAGAAUGUCUCUUGAAUCAGAUUAUUCCAGCAAUCAAGGCAAAGUGGCCAGCCAAUGCAAGCAAGGAUAUCUAUAUCCAACAAGAUAAUGCCAAACCUCACCUAAGAUCUUUUGACUCACAAUUUGAUGAGCUUGCAAGUUCAGAUGGAUUUAAGUUCCAUCUAAUCAGCCAACCAGCUAACUCCCCAGACACCAAUGUAUUGGACCUAGGCUUUUUUAGGGCCAUUCAAUCACUACAAGAUGAUAAAGUAGCAACCAACAUAGAUGAAUUACUGGGUAAUGUCUGGAGUUCUUUUGAGGAACUCACACCACAAACUCUGAACAAUGUUUUUUAA
Messenger RNA from Salvia splendens (bonfire salvia), 1209 nucleotides. RefSeq lists its product as uncharacterized. NCBI's taxonomy places the organism in Eukaryota, Viridiplantae, Streptophyta, Magnoliopsida, Lamiales, Lamiaceae. The transcript is spliced from 2 exons. Gene Ontology annotation, molecular function: nucleic acid binding. The record is from RefSeq and is a predicted model, not a curated record. Bases 1 to 1209 code for a protein of 402 amino acids.